Molecule: messenger RNA, 1330 nt
Organism: Mya arenaria
Lineage: Eukaryota; Metazoa; Mollusca; Bivalvia; Myida; Myidae
Product: STING ER exit protein-like
Exons: 7
Coding region: 34-672 (212 amino acids)
Source: RefSeq, a predicted model, not a curated record
UGCAAUUUCGCGGCAAAAAAAUAAAACGUCAAAAUGCCAAAAGUUGUGUCUAAGUCUCUUGUUUGUACCGAUACGAAGGAUGAGGAAGAAUAUCAAGGAGAGAAACCAUUAAACGUUUAUUAUUGUAUUUGCGGACAAAUGUGUCUCAUUCUAGAUGUCCCGAUUGAAAAGUUGCCUUUGCGGACGAGAGACGGGGCUCGUGUGAUUGACAGCAGUAAACGAGCUUACAAGUUCACAUGUGAUCCAGAUGAAAUUAUCUACCUUCAAAGGCCUAAUGGAAUUGAGAAGCAGUAUAGACAGAAGUGUAAAAGAUGUGGUCUAUGGAUAGCCUACCACCACCAGGGUCGGAGUACAGUCAUGUUUGCUGUGGAUGGUGCUUUGAAGACUGAUGGUGUGAAGAAAGAUGUGUACAGCCAGAUUGCAAAACCAAAGAAGGUGACACUGACAAAGCAUACAAAGAACAUGGGCAAGUUCAGUUCGGUUACUGUGUCAACCAUGGAAGAUGAGGAGGAGGAGCUAGAAGCAAAAGAAAUUGCUGAUUCCUACGCUGCCAAUGCCAAGGUCAUCGAGAAACAGAUGUUACGGAAGGGAAUGAGCAAGAGAAAACUAAUGGAACAGGCUGCAGAAGAAGCUAAGAAGAUGAGACCAAAGGGAACACUGAUUGACAAAUGAAUGCUGGAUAAACAUUUCUAGAUAAACAGCUGAUGAAAAUUCUGAGAUUCCAGGAUUAACAUUUGAAGACUUGGGUUAAACCCUGAUUGACAAAUGAAUGUUUACUUGGGUUAAUACCUUAUUUUGAAAUGAGUCCUUACUGGUUACAGUCUGUGACUUUACCCUUACAUUCUAAGACUUAGGUUAAACCCUUAUAGACAAAUGAAUUCUUUACUGGAUACGGCUGUGACUUAUACUCCACACUUCAAGACUUCGAUUAAAUCCUUAUUGACAAAUAAAUGCUUUCCUGGAUACAGUCUGUGACUUAAACCUCACACUUCAAGACUUGGAUUAAAUCCUUAUUGACAAAUGAAUGCUUUCCUGGAUACAGUCUGUGACUUAAACCUCACACUUCAAGACUUGGAUUAAAUCCUUAUGGACAAUGAUUUGUGUUUGUUUGAAGAGCUUUGACUUAACACCUCAUACUUUGAUUUACUGUCUGAAUUCAGACAUUUCCAAAGGAAACCUUUGCUGACAUAUAAAUGCAAGUUUUUGUAGGAAGCAGGGAAGAUAAAAUCAUGGAGCAAAUCUUGAAAUACGGAUUCAAAGAUUUCAAGUUCAUAAAUGUGUGUUAAGUUUGUGUUUUACUAGACAUUUGAAUUAAAAAUUGAAAGAAUUA